This is a messenger RNA of Lotus japonicus, 2120 nucleotides long. Its product is annotated as F-box/LRR-repeat protein 17. The coding region runs from base 73 to 1875 and encodes 600 amino acids. Gene Ontology annotation, molecular function: protein binding. The record is from RefSeq and is a predicted model, not a curated record. The transcript is spliced from 11 exons. Lineage: Eukaryota; Viridiplantae; Streptophyta; Magnoliopsida; Fabales; Fabaceae.
CCCGCGCUGUGUCUUAUAUUUUACUCUCAUCAUCAUCAUCUCACUUUCCUCCAUUUCCCUAAACCACACAAAAUGCAACGCAAUCACAUCGCCGCCGCAGCGCCACCACUAACCACCGCAAGCGGCGACACCACCACCGCAACCGACGCUAAGCGCGGGAAAAGACGCGGCAGUUACAACUGCGGCCGAUGCGGUCAACCGAAGAAGGGUCACGUCUGCAACAUCAAGACCCCUGUCGCAGUCUCCGACACCGCCGCUACUCCUACCGAUUCAUCUCUCUCGGCGAUUUCCGCGCCGUCCUCGGCUGCUUCCGCGCUCCGUCAGCCGCCGCCGUCGCGGUUAUGCCGCGCGCUAUCGUUCGACGAUCUUGUCGAUCGUGGCGCUGGCGGGGUCGAUCUGGUGGAGCCGGAUGAGGUGGCGGAUGGAGAUUCGUUUCACGAGGAGGAUCUGGAUAUGGAUCUGGAUAUUGACCCGUGCGGGUUGCCGGUGAGUCUUAUGUGGGAGGUGAUGAGGAGGCUGCCUCCGGCGGGGUUGUUGGCGGCGGCGAGGGUGUGUAGAGGUUGGAGGGAGACGGCGAAGAGGCUUUGGAAGGCGGCGGAGGAGCUGAAACUUAGGGUUCCAGCGAAUGUGCAAGUCGGAUUCGUCGCGUCCAUGUUGCAGAAAUGUCCAGGGAUUGUGAGGCUCUCUCUUCGAAUGGAAAGUGAUUUCGAUUCGACGAUGCUGGCUUGCAUUGCGUUCUCAUGCCCUAAUUUGGAAUGUAUGGAGAUCUGUAUAUUUGAUACUGCGACGAAUCGGAUCAAUGGGGAUGAGUUAAGCCGAUUUGUUGCGGAUAAAAGAAGCCUCAAAAGCCUCAAGAUGGAAGGCUGUUCGAAUCUGGGGGGUUUUGCCCUCUGUUCGUCUAGUCUUUCUACACUUUGGCUCUCUGAUCUGCACUCUCUUUCUAAGAUGGUAUUUAACUGUCCCCAGUUGAGAGAGAUUUCCUUGGAGUUUUCUUCCCAAGAUGAUGAUGGUACUGAUCUCAUAACAAUGAUUGAAAGUUUGGGAAGAAGCUGCUUGAAAUUGCAAAACAUACAUAUAGCUUCAGUGCGGCUUUCUCAUGCUGCUGUGCUUGCUCUUACAGCUGCUCAGUUGAGGGGUCUGCGAAUGCUCUCUCUGGUUCUUGGAUCUGAAAUUACUGAUGCAUCUGUUGCUGCAAUUGCGUCAAGCUAUCCAAAUCUAGAAUUGCUUGAUCUCAGUGGAUCUGGCAUAAGUGACAGCGGAAUUGGAAUGAUUUGCAAUGUGUUCCCUGAAACACUUGCCAGACUCCUCCUCGCGCUUUGCCCAAAUGUUACUUCAAGUGGCAUUCAGUUUGCUACAGCUCAGUUACCGCUCCUUGAACUUAUGGACUGUGGCAUGACUAUAUGUGAUCCUAAUUCCUUAAAUUUGCCUGCUGAUGAAAAUGACGAAUCUCAGAAAACAUCCAGCACUAAUCUCCACCUCAUAAACCAAAAGCUGAUCAUCAAGCAUAGCCGUUUAAAGAAACUCAGUUUGUGGGGUUGUACUUCUUUGGAUGGUCUAUACUUAAACUGCCCACAACUCAAUGAUCUCAAUCUAAAUUCUUGUAGGAAUUUGAUUCCAGAGAGGCUGCUUCUUCAGUGUCCCACUUUAGAAAAUGUGCAUGCAUCAGGUUGUCAGGAUAUGUUAGUCGAGGCUAUCCAAAGUCAGGUCCGGGAUGCAUGUUCUUCUAUGGAAAACCAAUCUCCUUCUAAACGUCUACCUGAUGGCUCUAAAAGGGUUCGGGUUCCUUAUUCACUUAGCAGUGAGACACCUGAACCUGAAAAAAAGCGUAGGAGGGUGGAUAGAAGGCUUUGCAAUGUGCUAGUGGAUCCCCCUUGAGACUGAUUGUACUGUAUACAUGUGCAGUAUCUCUUGUAUGUUUACAAUAAUCAAAAUUCUAGAUGUAUUAUCUAUAUCCCCUAGCUACCAAACAGGUCAUAGUUUUUCAAGCUAGGCUCUCAAACUGUUCAUCUUGUCGCCAAGAGAUGUUCAUGGUUAGCAAUGUUGUUAUUUGAACUUUGGAUGACUACCUCAUUUUUUAAUAAAAAAUUUAUGGGGCCAUCGCCUACAUAAAUGUUCACAGA